AGACCCAGAAAGGCAGGAGACAAAAAUCCCUCUGGUCCAAAAAUGUAUGAGACUGGUUGCUUUGAUCCCAACCCCAUGACAGAAGGUACAGUUGCUGCAGGAGAAGCAGCAAUACCAGAGGAUGGAUUUUCCCAUACACUCCCGACCCACAAUAGCUUUGAAGAGAAUCUCAGGCUCUCCAUGGAAGAGUUGCAGCAAAUGGACAUUAAUCAAAAUGGGCAGCAAUGCUUCGAUUAUUCUUCGCUACCAAACAGUCAAAUGCUCCUCAAUCUCUUCCACCUGCCCAGCUGCUCAGGCUCCACUUUGCUUCCCAGUUCAUCCAUCUCCUUCUCAAACCCAACCCAGAAGACCGCAAAUUAUCAGAACCCGUUGGGCUUUCUGGGAGACGUUCCGACCGGGUCGGACCAUGCCUCCGGCGCAUCCGUUUUGUAUGACCUCCUAUUCCAUUUAAACCUGCCUCCACAGCCUCCUAUGUUCAGGGGUUUGUUCCAGUCUCGACCCAACGGCUCCGGCUUGCCAGACUCAAGGAAUGGUUCUGAUCUGUUUGGCACAGGAGGAGGGCAUGAGAGAGAGGGAAGUUGGGAUGGGAGACAGUUCGAAAAUGGCGUAUUGGAGUUCACCAGAGACAUGGCUUGUAUUGGGAAUGGCAGGGUCGAUGUCGAAACCAAACCCUUUGCCAGAGAGCGCCAGAGGAGACAGCAGUUGAACGACAAGUUCAAGGCCUUGAGGAGCCUUGUCCCUAACCCUACCAAGACUGAUAGGGCAUCUGUGGUGGGCGAUGCAAUAGAAUAUAUCAAAGAUCUUCUGAGGACAGUUAACGAGCUGAAGUUGCUGGUGGAGAAAAAGAGAUGCGGGAGAGAGAGGACGGAAGCUGACGAUGUGUCCGGGGAUGUGGAGAGCUGCAACAUGAAGCCUCUUGAUGACCCCGAGCAGUCCUACGACGGAUCUCUGAGGAGCUCAUGGCUUCAGAGGAAAUCCAAAGAGACCGAGGUCGAUGUUCGUAUCAUCGACGACGAGGUCACCAUCAAACUCCUUCACCCAAAGAAUAAUUGCUUGCUGUUUGUCUCUAAAGUCCUCGACGAGCUUCAGCUCGAUCUCCACCAUUUUGCUCGUGGCCACAUUGGCGAUUUCUACAGCUUCUUGUUCAACACCAAGAUAUAUGAAGGCUCUUCUGUGGAUGCGAGUUCCAUAGCCAACCAGAUCAUUGAGGUUUUGGACAGACAGUACUGUGCAGCCAUUCCACCUGCCAGUAGGCUGUAGCUAUUAGAGUUGGAGAAGAUAUAUACAUC
This is a messenger RNA of Alnus glutinosa, 1289 nucleotides long. RefSeq names its product transcription factor bHLH10-like. The record is from RefSeq and is a predicted model, not a curated record. Gene Ontology annotation, molecular function: protein dimerization activity. The coding region runs from base 43 to 1260 and encodes 405 amino acids. Gene Ontology annotation, biological process: regulation of DNA-templated transcription; anther wall tapetum development. Lineage: Eukaryota; Viridiplantae; Streptophyta; Magnoliopsida; Fagales; Betulaceae. The transcript is spliced from 3 exons.